This is a messenger RNA of Symbiodinium sp. CCMP2456, 901 nucleotides long. Lineage: Eukaryota; Dinophyceae; Suessiales; Symbiodiniaceae. The record is from the annotation of a GenBank genome assembly.
GUUUUCGGCGAGCGCCCUGUUGUUUCUUGCGUCGCUCCCCAUGGCGCUGAGCUCCACUUUGUCCGGCAUCUCCCACGUGUCGGAAUUCACCAACGGCGUGCCGUACCAAGCGCCUCUUAUCGAGCCACUCAAUCGGCUCGGCGUGCAGGAGGAUACGGCUGCCAAGAACAUGUCCCAGUUCGUCCACAUUGGCUGCUUCAUCGCUUCCAUGGGCAUCACACGGGACGCGGAGCAGGACACGCACUUCGACCCGAGCGCCUGCGUGGAUGUCUGUCGGAGCCGCUACCCCAACGCAGCCCUCAAGGACAUCGCAGUAGCUGUGCAUGGUCCACGGUGUGGCUGCGCACUAGGAGCUCUUUACGAUACCUUCACCGAAGCCGACCCCAGCUUCUGUACUAUGCAGUGCAAGUUUUUCGAGAACCCCAUUUGCGGGGGCUUGCCCUCCUUUUGGGGAGUUUUCGUUCAGUAUGACUUUCAAUCCUACGCCUCGCAUGGGGCCUAUGAUCCAUGGCGCAAGAUUUGGUACUCGAUCGUCGCUGUGCGCGAAGCCACGAUCAUCGGGGCUGAGGCUGUGGCUGCAGUCGUCAAACCUGAUAGGUUGGAUCCGGAGCGCUACUACCUUCACGCCGCAUCGGUCCAGACGGGCCAAGCAGCGCGAGGGCCUUGCAGCUUUUACUUGGACUUUGCGAUUGUCCAGCUGUUUUGCUCCGCCUUUCUGUGGCUUUUCCGUGUUUUGCUCAGUCAAGAGCGGUGGGCGAGCGAGCGAGAGAGACAGAGACGCUGGGAUUCGUGGGUGCUGGAUCGUGAUUUUCGAGCACUUCGUCGGGUUUUGGGUUCUUUGAGUGUAUGGAGUUCAAGCAUCGGAUCUGUAAUGCUUCAGAAUAUCCGACCUUUUCGAUGA